AUGGCUACUCUACCUCGAUUGGAUAUGUCGUGUUCUUCUGUUAACACAACUAAUACUACCACUACUACUAUGAAUAACCACUUAGUAAGAGUGGUGGAGAGUGAGGAAAUGACAAGUAGAUCACCAAGUGCCAUUCAGGAACAACUCAAACUCUAUCAUUCAAUAGAGGCAAUUGUAGAGUUGAACGAUGACUGUAUUGAAGUUCUGAAGGAAUAUCUCAAGAGAAGAAAGAAUGAAGAAAUGCUUUCUUGUCUACAACAUAUUGCUCUGAUAAGAAAUAGUUAUUCGAAUAAUACACAAAAGAGAGCUUCUCCAACUACAUCGAGUCCACCUUCACCAUCUACUUCCUCAUCUCCUUUUGGAUUAUUCAAAGCGAAUAGACCACAAAUUACCUCUCCUACAUCAAGUUUAGAACUUGGUGAAAUUGCCUCCCUCAAAGUGAAACAGUUCCAAAACUUUUACAAUACUUUCAUCGACAUGGAAAGUAAAACCUGUGUAAAUUUACCAAGUGCUAUUAGACAAUUAGCACAAUCUGUAUAUCAAUCAUCCACCUCCUUCUCACCAUCCAGAAAGGAAAAUAUUUCACAUCUUACAACAAUAGAAUCCAUCGAUAGAUGUAUGGAGAAAAUAGAUUUAGCACUGAAAAUGCAAUUCAAUAAUGAAAUUAUGCCAACCUUCAAAAAGACACCUGAAUUUAUAACCUUCCUUCUUACACGAGUGAUUGAAUUGAGUAAUGAAUCAUCACCAGUGGUUUCCAUUCAGACCUCUAAACCACCAACCUAUCUCGUAGAAGACAUGUUGAAUGCCAAUGAAAUGGGAGAAUAUGUGAAAGUCUUCGCCAAGAAGAAGUUGAUCACUGUAGACCAGCUUAAAAACUUUACCACUGAUGAUUAUCGGGAUAAAUUCAAUAUUAAGAAGAUUGGCCAUCUGAAGAGAAUUUCACGACUUGUAAAUGAAUAUUGUACAAAUAACAACCUGUAA
Naegleria gruberi is the source of this 981-nucleotide messenger RNA. RefSeq lists its product as uncharacterized. NCBI's taxonomy places the organism in Eukaryota, Heterolobosea, Eutetramitea, Acrasida, Naegleriidae. Gene Ontology annotation, molecular function: protein binding. The record is from RefSeq and is a predicted model, not a curated record. The coding region runs from base 1 to 981 and encodes 326 amino acids. The transcript has a single exon.